Molecule: messenger RNA, 360 nt
Organism: Fusarium pseudograminearum CS3096
Lineage: Eukaryota; Fungi; Ascomycota; Sordariomycetes; Hypocreales; Nectriaceae
Exons: 2
Coding region: 1-360 (119 amino acids)
Molecular function (GO): racemase and epimerase activity, acting on carbohydrates and derivatives
Source: RefSeq, a predicted model, not a curated record
AUGUCGCAAACACCUCGUCGCUUCGCUCAAAUUAUCAAGCUCAAGCCAGAGCACCUCGCAGAGUACAAGGAGGUCCACGCCCGCGUCUGGCCAGAUGUCCUAAAGCAAAUCGGCGAGAGCAACAUCCGAGAUUACAGCAUCUUCUACGAUGAUCAGAGCCACGUCCUCUUCGCUUCGUUCAAGUACAUCGGUUCAGACUACAGCGGCGACAUGGAAAGGAUGGCGCAAAACCCUCGUGUUAGAGAAUGGUGGAAGAUGACCGAUUCCUGGCAGGAAAGCCUUAUUCCUGGGGCCGUGAGCUCAGAGGCUGGCGAGCCAUCCUGGUGGAAACCUGUUGAGGAGGUGUUCUACCAGCCCUGA